Molecule: messenger RNA, 471 nt
Organism: Arachis ipaensis
Lineage: Eukaryota; Viridiplantae; Streptophyta; Magnoliopsida; Fabales; Fabaceae
Source: RefSeq, a predicted model, not a curated record
AUGGCGGCAAUGGCGAACCUUGCGAACACCAUGGAGGCUAAUGCUGCUGUGACUCUGCAAGUUGUGCAGAGGUUAGGCCAACCGGCCGGAAACAAAAAUGAGAACGGCGAUGGAAAUGCGGAUGACAAUGCUGAAAGGAAUGGAGACAACAUGGGAGGUGCUCUGAUGACCUUGGUGAUGUUUCUCAAGGUUCAUCCGCCAAGUUUCAGAGGUUCAACAAAUCCUAUGGAAGCGGAUAACUGGUUCCAAGCUAUGGAGCACGCACUGCAAGCACAUCAUGUCCCAAAUAACCAAUACGUGGAGUUUGCUGCUUAUCAGCUUCGAGAAGAGGUCCAGCAUUGGUGGCAAGCAGAGUGGCGCUUGUUACAGCUUCAGAACGCCGAUAUUCCUUGGGAUGUAUUCCAAACGGCCUUCUACAAUAAGUACUUUCCUGAGUCCGCAAGGGGGGCGAAGGAGAUGGAACUUAUGUAG